AUGAAACCAAAAGAGGAAGUUGAGAAGGAGAAAUUAUACGUGCCUCCACCAUCAUAUAAACCACCAAUUCCUUACCCUCAAAGACUGGCUAAGUCCAAAACCGAAGGACAAUUCAGGAAGUUCGUCGAACUCUUGAAACAACUUAAUAUUACUAUCCCUUUCACCGAAGCUAUUACACAGAUGCCCUCAUAUGCCAAGUUCCUAAAAGAAAUAUUAUUUAGCAAGAAGAAACUAGAGGAUGAUGAGAAAAUGACGCUUAACACAGAGUGUAGUGCUAUCAUUCAGAAUAACAUGCCACCUAAACUGAAAGAUCCUGAUAGUUUUUCCCUACCCUGUGUAAUAGGGAAGUUUGUAAUAGACCAAGCCCUCUAUAAUUUAGGAGCUAGUGUGAGUUCGAUGCCCAUUUCCAUAUGUGAAAGACUCAAAUUGGGAGAGUUAAGACCAACGAGAAUGUCUUUCCAACUAGCUGAUCAUUCUAUUAAGUAUCCCAUAAGAAUGCUAGAGAAUAUUCCCGUCCGAGUUGGUCAAUUCUUCAUCCCUAUCGAUUUCAUAAUAAUGGACAUCAAAGAAGAUUCUAACAUCCCAAUUAUCCUAGGAAGACCCCUCCUAGCAACUGCCGGUGCCAUUAUAGAUGUGAAACGAGGAAAAAUAACUUUCGAAGUGGGGGAGGAGAAGAUUGAAUUCAUUUUAUCACAAUUUCUGAAAGCACCUGCCAUAGACGACACAUGUUGUUUUAUGGACAUCAUUGAUGAGUGUAUAAAAGAAAUAAAAAUGGAACCAUCCGAGGAUAGUAAAAUCCUAAAAAUCCCAGCACCACCCAUUCAUGAGAACGACCAACACAAAGAACCAUCCAUAGAUGACAGUUUAAGGGAAUGUCUAGCAUUAACUCCAAAUUUAAUGCCAUGCACGAAGAAACCAUAUAUAGAACUUAAAAUACUGCCGAAAAAUAUAAGAUAUGAAUUCUUGGACACAGAGCUUGAGCAACCAGUAAUAGUCAACGUCGAUUUAGGACAAAUAGAAACUGAAAAAUAUUACAUAUCCUAG
Molecule: messenger RNA, 1044 nt
Organism: Lathyrus oleraceus (garden pea)
Lineage: Eukaryota; Viridiplantae; Streptophyta; Magnoliopsida; Fabales; Fabaceae
Exons: 1
Coding region: 1-1044 (347 amino acids)
Source: RefSeq, a predicted model, not a curated record